Myotis lucifugus (little brown bat) is the source of this 597-nucleotide messenger RNA. RefSeq names its product germinal center-associated signaling and motility-like protein. Lineage: Eukaryota; Metazoa; Chordata; Mammalia; Chiroptera; Vespertilionidae. Gene Ontology annotation, biological process: regulation of B cell receptor signaling pathway; regulation of lymphocyte migration. The transcript has 2 exons. The annotation marks the transcript as partial. The record is from RefSeq and is a predicted model, not a curated record.
GUAAUGAAGUUUUAUCCACCUCUAAUCAGGAGAAUGAGGACGGCGGUGGUUCCGAAGAAGUGUGCUACACAGUCGUCCGCCCCCGCUCUCAUCACAAGCCCUCCUUGAGUUCCAAUGACAACGGCUAUGAGAACAUUGACUCCGUCACAAAGAGAGUGAAAUCGUUUAAAGAAGAAACAGAAUAUGCCCUCCUCAGGACGUGCAUCACCAGGCGUUCGCCCUGCACCCCGGAGCAUGAUUAUGAACUUGUGCUUCCCCACUAGACACUUCAUGCCUCUUCGUCUUUCAGUAACAAAGAUGGUACAGAGUGACACCUCUGGGGAAGUCUCUCUCUCAGCAGUUCAUAAAACAUUCAUGUCUGUCCUGAGUUUAGAAAUGAUGUCCUUUCAAUAUAUUGCCUUGGGAAACUCUUAAACGUGGUAUCUCUGUGAUUUGUAUGAAGCCGUAUACAUUGGCAUAAUGAUAUAAAGUCUUCUACAUCUUUUUGUUUGUAAGGUUUGAAGAUAUGGAGGUGGUGGGGAAACCUUCCUAGGACAAUAAACAUCCACAAAUAUACGACCUAAAACAUUCAAUUCCAGCCAUGCUCUCCAAAUUUCA